Messenger RNA from Gadus chalcogrammus (walleye pollock), 4645 nucleotides. RefSeq names its product cyclin-dependent kinase inhibitor 2A/B (p15, inhibits CDK4) (gene cdkn2). NCBI's taxonomy places the organism in Eukaryota, Metazoa, Chordata, Actinopteri, Gadiformes, Gadidae. Bases 426 to 812 code for a protein of 128 amino acids. Gene Ontology annotation, molecular function: protein kinase binding; cyclin-dependent protein serine/threonine kinase inhibitor activity. The transcript has 3 exons. Gene Ontology annotation, cellular component: nucleus. Gene Ontology annotation, biological process: negative regulation of cell population proliferation; regulation of cyclin-dependent protein serine/threonine kinase activity. The record is from RefSeq and is a predicted model, not a curated record.
CCUGUUUGUUGAAUGUGUCAUGGUCACUUAUUUCCUUUGUGUUUGAUACGCCGUAGGGGUUUAGGUGAAUAGAGCUCCUACCGCGCAGUCACUCUGGUACGACUUCCUUGAACUGAAAGCGACUGUGAGCAUGCGCAGAGUCGAGCCACUGCAGCACCAUGAUUACGUCACCCGUACUAAAGCCAAGGCAAGCCCGGACAGACACCACCGGCUGGAGUCACACGACGCGCUCCACUUCAUCCCAGUCAAUGGACUGUUUAUCGGAAAUUGACAGACGGCAGAUUGAACGACAAAUAGGAAUACAUUUCGAAAACGUUUUUAUUUGAAGUAAAAAAAUAUAUCAAAAUAAAAAAGCUGGCCAUAGACGGAACGUGUUUUUUUUUUUAGUGAGCAGGAGUUUGGUUCACUGUUUGGUUCCCAUAGCCAUGACACUUGUGGACGACCUCGCAUCAGCAGCAGCGACCGGGAACACCGCAGGUGUGGAGGAUCUCCUCCGGAGAGGGGCCGAUGUUAACGGUGUGAAUAAGUACGGCAGGACGCCGUUGCAGGUGAUGAUGAUGGGCAGCACCCCGGUAGCCCGCCUGCUGCUCGCGCAAGGCUCGCGGCCGAACGUGGCGGACAGCAGCACCGGGACCACCCCGCUGCACGACGCCGCGCGCGAGGGCUUCCUGGACACGCUGAGGGUCCUGCUGGAGUUCAAGGCCGACCCCGGGGCCCGGGACCACUUUAACUCUCGACCCGUGGAUCUGGCGAGGCAGAGUGGACACGACGACGUUGUGGAGUUUCUCAAGCUCUUAGAAGAAGCAAACUGAAAAAAGCCUUGAAAGGAUUGUUGCACUUUCCACUGCGUUGCGGGCGUUUUGUUUUAACGGGCCCCCGUUUGAGGGGCCGGACUGGACCUGCGGCCUGAAUAAGGCCGUUCGGAUCAACGGUUUUCAAUGUCGUUUUAUUUAUUGUUUUCAUCUAUUGCUGAUUAUAGGACCACACCCCUUUCAAGUAUAAAUGUAGGUUUUGUAGUCCUAAAGGUUGUGUAGAUAGAAGAUUAUACGCAUAAAGGCUAUGCAUGGCUGGGGCUUUAGUGGGAUAGGCUACUUGUAAUUGCUUUUUAAUCGUUGAUAGGAUAGGCCUAUUUGUUAGACCUAUGCUGGACAGAGCCUAUGAUUCUCGUAUGAUAGGCUUAACCCUUAAUAAGUCCUAAUAGCGAUUCGGCUUAUGCACUUUAUUAACCUGUUUGUCUGCCGGUGGAGAGAGGGGAGGCCUCGGCUCCUGGCCCCAGAGGGCCCUCGCGGUCCUUGGUCCCUGAGGGAGAGGAAUGACGGCCUGUAGUCUGGGUCGCAAGGAGAUCAUGUUUGUUCCGAGCAAUAAUUAUAUGAUCGUCUUUUGUAGCGCUAAAGGCUACAAGUAAACACUGGGUUGGGUAAGCAAAUGAGAAUGAGCGUGCUCAAAUUAACAUUGUUUAAAUAUAUUUGUAAAAUAUGGGGAGUACAAAUAUACAGCCUGUAACAAAUGUAGGUUGGUUCUGUGGAUGACCAUAGGCCUGUUUUGGUUUGAUCAAAAUAGGGUUUCAUAUCGAAAUAUAGGCCCAUCGACUCUAGAAAAACGGUUGUAAUAUCCCCUUUCGUCUCAAUGAAUUGUUAAAAAAAUACAUUGUACAAAAUAUAUUAUUUAGGCCAUAGGCAAAAGUUAUUUAUUAAAAAUCUAUAUUUGGUGACCAGGAUGCGUUGUAUUGUACAUAUUUCUUACAAAACCAAACACGAGAAACGCCCCUUGUGAAUGCUGUUCUCCCUUAUCACUUGACGCCAGACUAUCUCCACAAAUAUGACAUGUAAACCUCGAAGCACAAACUGGACUCCAUGCGGCCAUGCUUUCGCAUGCGCAAAACCCGUUUACUGCACUAUGUUGGGUAACUCUAGGUCUCAUAUAGGGGUAUUCGGUUGUCCUGUAUACAAAUAAAAAGUGAAUUGUGAAUUUGUGCAAAUAAAUAUGUACAUUUUUUAGAUAUGUUUCAAUGUAUUGCCAAAUUCACGCAAGUAGUUCUACCAUUUAUUUAGUCUAUAGAUUUGCUAAAGAGAAACUCGAUUUAUAGGAUUAUUGUUUCAAUAAACAAUUGCUAAAUCAAGACUAAAAAAAUAAUUGUAGGCCUAGGUCAUCUGCAUUCAAAGUAAAACAUCAGAUUGGGUUAGGCCUUUAUUACCUGCUGAUGUGGGUUAAAGCAUAAAGGAUUGUAAUGGAAAACCUGUCUCGCAUGCCUAAUUUUUUAUUGGUCAUAUAGUUUGAUUGCACAUUGUCAGUAACAGGAUUAUAAACAAGUUGUAAACCAUAAAACAAUAGUCCAAUGUCUCAGACAUCGUUUCGGUCCACAUUAAAUAUUAAUCUCUCAAAUCAGUUCUUCCGACCUGAUCGACUAAUUUACCUUUUUAAUUUCUAAUUUAUUCCAGAUGCGAAGCUUGUAAGGUUUGUAAAUUUUAUUUAUUGAAGCUGUCAAGAUGUGCCAACAAAAUCAGGCCUAUGUGUGUUUGCAUAGGCCUAUGGUGAAGCAGGAUAUCCAAGUGCAUAAAGUAGCCUUUGACCUAUAAAAACAAAGAUAAGGUCUAAAAGACUAUCAAAAUAAUCCAACCGGCUGAUGAUCACCUCAUAAAAAUACAUUUCCAUUCGUCGUACAGACAAGCUUUACAUGAAAUAAACAAUAAUACAAGCAUGUAGGGCAGGCCUAUUUCGCAGAGCUAAUGUAGGUAAAUAUCACUUACAAAUUGUCAUUCAGGCAAGUCAAUGUUUACAAGGCUAACAACGCUGUAAAAUAGUAAAUCAUGCAACAGCCAUAUCUCAAUUCAACCUCCUAAUACUGAAAUGAACACUGAGAUACAAAGCCAAUAAAAUCAAUUAUGAUCUCACAAAUGAAUUCAAAUCUGACCUAGAACUUUGAACACUGAUCCCUCCGAACUCUCCGGGGCUCUCCCCCAGAAGGUGGCAGUCCUUCGUAAAACCAUGCGGAAGUGUUCCACCACAAUGAAUAGUGUGUGCAGAUUGUAAAUGACCGCGCUGUUUUUUGCAGCUUUCUUCAUUUAAAAAACAGGAAACACUGAGGAGACAUGCAAUAGAUGUGCCAGGCACUUUCUUGUGAUUGGUGAUUGACCGCUGAUCCAAAUCCAGGCGGAGGCAUUUGAAGGCUAGAGCUGGCGGUGGCGGGGGUGACAAACUGGUGGUGUGUGUGUGAGUGGGUGUAGCGGAGGUCGCAUUACUCAGUGCUUGGGUAACAUCACGGAACACUGGGCCAGUGUCUGGAAAACAAAGAAGAUUGUAAUUAAAAAAAUUAUCAUUUAGUUAUGUUUUGCUGGGAUUAUUUAUUACAAAUUUUAUUUUUUAACAUUAUUAAAGAAAUCUAAAAUUAUAAGUAAAGUAAGGAAGAAGUAAAGCCAAAGGCGUCCUGGCUUUAACAGAUUUUUUUAUUCAACUGAGACAUAAUGUUAGCAGAGCUCACUAACACCUGCAUUGUUCAGGCCUUGACAGAAAUUAUGUAUUUUAAAUAUUGAAAAAUAAAAUAAUCUGCAAACGGGUCAGCUAGCAACUAUUAAAAAAUACAAAUAAAGAAAGGGUACACAGAAUUCAGGAUACAUUUUUCUGUAUUUAAAAUAUAUAAUUAAUUGCAUUUGAAAGACAAUGGCCAAACCCUAAUUUUUUAUAUAUUUGAAUCACAUUAUUAUAUACACUGUAUAAAACACAUUGGUCUCCAAUUUACUACUACCCGACCUAAUGAAGGAUGAUCAUUAUGGUCAAAACUCAAUUUCAUGUAAAUUAAAGUUCUAAAUGAGCUCACAAGUGAUUUUAAAAUGAACCACCAUGGAUUAUGUGAGUGUUAAAUAGAUGGUAAUAAUGGUUGGUUGGUUUGGAACUACUUUUUAUUUAGUUUUUUUCAUUGCCCAAUUCACAUGAUGUUGAAGAAGUCGGCAGGCACAUUGUUUAGCCCUACCAUCUCUGUAUGUCCCUUACAUCAAAAAUGUAAUUACUGCAGCUACUGUGGAUUAACAUGAUUUGAGUGAUAUCAGCCUCCCUUGAAAGAUUGCUAAGAUAAAUGCUUGAAAUUCUGUCAAAUAAAGUAAGCUAAUGGAACGGAAGCGUUUGGCAAAAUGAGGGGAAAGGACGGCUGGACUUACUUUCAGGCUUUUUAUGGUCUGUGACCAAUCCAUUUGGCAGAUCUGGGGAAUCACUGUGAGCAGGAUGCUGCUUGCUUUAUUUGCGUUUUCCUUCAUGGUCUUCAGUACGUUGUCAACACAUACCUGCCAGUGAGAGAACAUGAUACCGUCAACUGAAAUGUUCAAAAAAUUAUCAAUGCAUUUGUUUUUGAAAACAACCUACAAAAUUAAAUGUUUGUAUUCGUAAGUAACCAGAUGGAAGCAAACUUCCAGAGUCAAGCUUUGUAAAAGUAUUUUAUUUCCUUAAGUGAAAAGUAAACAGAAACAGCCUACUGGAUAUCAAUGGGAAAAACCUAAGCGGAUGUUUCAGAUGGUUUGCAGCAGGUUAAAUAUUGAUUCUUAUACCACACCUUCCCUCAAUCGUCACCUGAGGAGACCCUUCAGGACCAAACCUGUCUCUAUCUCUGUGCCUUCAGACACCCAGUCACAUACACACACGCACACUGGGAGCGUAC